Messenger RNA from Dipodomys ordii (Ord's kangaroo rat), 2725 nucleotides. Its product is annotated as vascular endothelial growth factor A. The coding region runs from base 173 to 712 and encodes 179 amino acids. Gene Ontology annotation, molecular function: vascular endothelial growth factor receptor 1 binding; chemoattractant activity; vascular endothelial growth factor receptor 2 binding. Gene Ontology annotation, cellular component: membrane. Gene Ontology annotation, biological process: vascular endothelial growth factor receptor signaling pathway; positive regulation of endothelial cell proliferation; vascular endothelial growth factor signaling pathway. The record is from RefSeq and is a predicted model, not a curated record. NCBI's taxonomy places the organism in Eukaryota, Metazoa, Chordata, Mammalia, Rodentia, Heteromyidae. The transcript has 9 exons.
GGAGCCUGGAGCAGGGGUCACUGCGUUCCAGCAGCCAGAACUGACUGAGAUGGCCAGCAGCACCAGACCGGGUUGCAGAGGGAUGGAGCCCGAGAAUGUGGAAGCCCUGAGUUCUUCUCUGAGUCCUCCACCCCCAUGAGCCACAUGACUUCAGUGGUCCCAGGCUGCACCCAUGGCAGAAGAACAGAAAACCCGUGAAGUGGUGAAGUUCAUGGAAGUCUACCAGCGCAGCUACUGCCGUCCGAUCGAGACCCUGGUGGACAUCUUCCAGGAGUACCCCGAUGAGAUCGAGUACAUCUUCAAGCCGUCCUGUGUGCCCCUGAUGCGCUGUGGGGGCUGCUGCAAUGACGAGGCUCUGGAGUGUGUGCCCACGGAGGAGUCUAACAUCACCAUGCAGAUCAUGCGGAUCAAACCUCACCAAGGCCAGCACAUAGGAGAGAUGAGCUUCUUACAGCACAGCAAAUGUGAAUGCAGACCAAAGAAAGAUAGAGCAAGGCCGGAAAAAAAAUCAGUUCGAGGAAAGGGAAAGGGGCAAAAACGAAAGCGCAAGAAAUCCCGUCCCUGUGGGCCUUGCUCAGAGCGGAGAAAGCAUUUGUUUGUACAAGAUCCGCAGACGUGUAAAUGUUCCUGCAAAAACACAGACUCGCGUUGCAAGGCGAGGCAGCUUGAGUUAAACGAACGUACUUGCAGGUGUGACAAGCCGAGGCGGUGAGCCAGGCUGUGGGAAGGAAGGAAGCCUCCCUCAGGGUUUCGGGAACCAGACCUCUCACCAGGAAAGAUUGAUCCAGAACGACUAACCACACCACCACCACCACCACCACCACACCCGUCACCAGUCACCACGGACAGAACAGUCCUUAAUCCAGAAACCUAAACGAAAUGAAGGAAGAGGACACUGCGCAGAGCACUCUGGGUCCCAAGGGCAAGAUGCGUUCCCUGGGCCGGGACCCAGCUCGGUCCCUCUUGGAUUGGAUUUUUGUCAUUUCAUUGUUUUUUUUUUUUUUUCUUGCUGCUUAAAUCACCGAGCCUGGAAGAUUAGAGAGAGUUUUAUUUCUGGGAUUCCUGUAGACAUACCCACCCCACACCCAUACAUUUAUAUAUAUAUAUAUUAUAUAUAAAAGUAAAUAUAUAUAUUUUAUAUAUAUAUAAAAUAUAUAUAUUCUUUUUUAAGUUAACUUUGCUAAUGUUAUUGGUGUCUUCACUGGAUGUAUUUUGACUGCUGUGGACUUGAGACGGGAGGCGAUCCCACGUCGUGAUGGGUCAGGACGGAAGGAGCGACUCUGGAGCGAUCUUCUGUCCCUCUGAGGGAGGCGGCGGCCCUCUCUUCUCCUUGGGAAUGAAUGCGCAAAGGCCAGGGUCUGGGGGCAACUUCCAGGAACAUCGACAAACCCAACCCUGGGCCUGAGCCUCUACCCCAAGGCAAUCAGGACAGAAAGACAGAUGGCAGAGAGCAGGGACAAGGAUGCUGGCUCACCCCAGGACUUUGGGGGAGCCUCAGGAGAAUGGCGUGCUUUGUGGAUACCUGCCACAUGCUGCAAGGGCAUCCUGUCCCCCAUUUUCACCCCCUCUCCCCCUCCCCCCGCCCCAGGGGCACUGCCCAGAAGAGCCCAGGGUCUGGGCAGCCUUUUCUGUUCUCAUCGCCGCUCGACAGGCGUCCUGGCGAAGAGAACAGAUUUUGGUGGAAGAAGCAGCCUGUGAUGGUCACUCUUCCCCAGACCCAACCUCCUCUCCCUGCCCUGCUUCCCAGACUGCUGUCCAGGUGGCCUUCAUGUCCUCAGACCAUUGAAACCACUAGUUCUGUCCCCAGGAGACCUGGCUGUGUGUGUGUGUGUGUGUGUGUGAGAGAGAGAGUGGGUGAGUGGGUGAGUGUGUGAGUGGGUAGCCCUCCCCCUCCUAUCCCCACUCCUUCCCGAAGCACAGAGAAGAUGGCCAGGCCCGCCUGCCCAUCUGCGGAGGCAGAGAAAAGAGACAAAGUGUUUUAUAUGCGGUACUUAUUUAAUAUAUCUUUUUAAUUAGAAAUUAAAAACAGUUAAUUUAAUUAAAGAGUAGGGUUUUUUUCAGUAUUCUUGGUUAAUAUUUAAUUUCAACUAUUUAUAAGAUGUAUCUCUUGCUCUCUCUUGUUCUCUCUCUCUUUCUCUUUCUCUUUCUCUGUCUCUCUCUUGCGCUCUCUUUGUUUGUACCGGUUUGUGUGUAUGAAAUUCGUGUUUCCAGUCUGUCUCUGCCUGAUCGGUGAAAGUUACUAGCUUACUCUGGGCAGACAUUUAAUACUGCUAACACUCAGUUCUGCCCUUCCUUUCCCCAGCUUCUCACCACACAUUCCUUCGAAAUAAGGUUUCAAUAUACAUUUACAUACUAUAUAUAUAUUUGGCAACUUGUGUUUGUAUAUAAAUAUAUAUAUAUAUAUAUGUUUAUGUAUAUAUGUGAUUCUGAUAAAAUAGACAUUGCUAUUCUGUUUUUUAUAUGUAAAAACAAAACAAGAAAAAUAGAGAAUCCUACAUACUAAAUCUCUCUCCUUUUUUAAUUUUAAUAUUUGUUAUCAUUUAUUUAUUGGUGCUACUGUUUAUCCGUAAUAAUUGUUGGGGGGGGAAAGAUAUUAACAUCACGUCUUUGUCUCUAGUGCAGUUUUUCGAGAUAUUCCGUAGUACAUAUUUAUUUUUAAACAACAACAAAGAAAUACAGAUAUAUCUUAAAAAAAAGCAUUUUGUAUUAAAGAUUUUAAUUCUGA